AUGCACGUAGAGAUGCAUCCAUAUCCAAUCUGCUCCGUCUGCCAUUCAUCCUUUGUCGAGCAGCUCGAUCCUGCCUCCCACGAUGACCCUCGUACCUUUGUUCACGAAGACGUAAUGCCCGAUGACGAGCACCCACAAGGAAUGCCGGCUCUACUCAAUCUGCUCUUUUCACAGAUGGCUCUCGCACCCCAGGACUCAACCAGAAGUGCCAGAUCCCCGGCAGCAAGUCCGCGGAAUACAACGAAUAGAGAAUGGCAGUUCAGUGUUGGUCCCGGUACGAUGAGGAUUAGCACAGGGUCAAGUCGGUUGGGAGCUGGGGGGCCAGGAGAUCUCCUAUUUCCUCUUCCGCCUUCCUCCCCUUAUCGGCCUCGCUCACCUUCAUCCAAUAACCCACGUACAGCGUCGCCUACCGCUAUUUCGGACACAUUCCAGCAAUACAUUCUCGCCCUGCUUAAUGGACAUGACUCUCAAUGGGGAGGGCUGCCUGGGCGGGCUGGCGAUUAUGUGUUCACACAAGAGGCACUUGACGCUUUGAUGACUCAGUUGAUGGAGGGAAGCCAACAUACGGCCCGACCUGCAAGUCAAGAGACGAGGGAUGCAUUGCCCCGACACGUCGUGACCACCUCCAGCGAUCUUCUCAAUCGUGACUGUGCAGUGUGUAAGGAUGACUUCGAAGUCGGGCAAAAGACAGUUGCGCUUCCUUGUACACAUUCUUUCCAUGACGAAUGCAUCCUACCCUGGCUCGAACUGAACGGGACGUGCCCAGUUUGUCGAACAUCUGCUGGUGGUGACACUCAGCGCCCUGCGCCUCCACCAGCCCCGCGUAGCAGUGCAACAAACGGUAGUGGGUCUCAGUCCCCUCAUUCACCCCGCUCACCGCGUUCCCCUCGCUCUACCCGGCAGAAUUCGAACCCGAAUGUGCCAGGAGGCUUAGACGGUCACUUUUGGGAGUCAUUAGAUUGA
This is a messenger RNA of Dacryopinax primogenitus, 963 nucleotides long. RefSeq lists its product as uncharacterized. Bases 1 to 963 code for a protein of 320 amino acids. Lineage: Eukaryota; Fungi; Basidiomycota; Dacrymycetes; Dacrymycetales; Dacrymycetaceae. The record is from RefSeq and is a predicted model, not a curated record. The transcript is spliced from 4 exons.